Messenger RNA from Fundulus heteroclitus (mummichog), 5473 nucleotides. RefSeq names its product serine/threonine-protein phosphatase 6 regulatory subunit 2-like. The transcript has 24 exons. The coding region runs from base 611 to 3271 and encodes 886 amino acids. Gene Ontology annotation, cellular component: cytosol; nucleus. NCBI's taxonomy places the organism in Eukaryota, Metazoa, Chordata, Actinopteri, Cyprinodontiformes, Fundulidae. Gene Ontology annotation, molecular function: protein phosphatase binding; protein phosphatase regulator activity. The record is from RefSeq and is a predicted model, not a curated record.
UCGUCACCAUGUCGCCAUUUUGAUUCGAAAUUUAUGACUUGAGUUUUUCCUGCCCUGCUUGCUAAACUUAGCCGCGCUUUGAAUAUCUUUGUGCGUGAGAGUCCAAAUCAAACCUUGUACAUAAGGAAAUGCUACUUUUUUAGCGGCAAUGCCACGGAGCCCUUAAGCGGGGAGGUUGCGGGUUUGGUUGUUUCUACAUUUACAUUUGACCAACGUUAGCCAAGUUGAGCUAGUAAAGAUAGCUCGGUGCUGCCUCAGACCGAACCAUUUUCAAAACAAACCACUCACAUGCUAACGAAUGCUAGCCAGCUCAGGCUAGCUAACAGUUAGCUGGUGACCUAGAGCUGCCUGUUUAUCGUUAAAAUCCUGAAAAGUCUAACAGAGAAGGAGGGAACAGCGCUGGACUUUUGGCCAAAGGUUAUGGUGAGCCUUGCCGUGUGUCCCAAAGAGGCCUGUGUUUUAAGAAAAGACCCAUGCUGAUAAAUGCAACGACUUGCCACACUCUCUGUUGUCUGCACACACACAAAUGCCUGCCUGCCUGUGGAGGAGGUCUGAUUAAAGAUAUCCAGAUUUCAUCCACUGGGCUGAGCCCCCCAUCCCAGCGGCCAACAUGUUUUGGAAGUUCGACCUACACACCACCUCCCACAUUGACCAGUUGCUGGACAAGGAAGACGUGACGUUGAGAGAGCUGAUGGAGGAAGACGACGUCCUGCAGGAGUGCAAGGCCCAAAACAGACGGCUGCUUCUCUUUCUCUCCCAGGACCACUGCAUGCAAGAGCUAGUCAGCCUCAUUACCACAGAGCCCCCUGCUGACCUGGAGGAGAGAAGCCGCUUCAAGUUUCCAAAUAUAGCCUGUGAGCUCCUGACCUCAGAUGUGUCCAUUAUAAACGAUAAGCUCGGUGGGGAUGAAUCUCUCCUUGAGAUGCUCUACAAAUUCCUGGAUAAGGACCCGCCUCUAAAUCCUUUACUUGCCAGCUUCUUCAGUAAAACCAUCGGCAAUCUCAUUGCCAGGAAAACGGAACAGGUGAUCACGUUUUUAAAGAAAAAAGAAGGCUUUAUCGGUCUGGUGCUUAAACACAUUGAUGCCUCUGCCAUGAUGGACCUGCUUCUUCGCCUAAUCAGUUGUGUGGAACCUGCGCCUUUAAGGCAGGAAGUGCUUCAUUGGCUAAAUGAGGAGAAGCUGGUACAGAGACUCAUAGAACUUAUCAGUACUGGCAAAGAUGAAGAAAGACAAUCAAAUGCGUCCCAAACGCUUUGUGAUAUCAUCCGCCUUAGUCGAGAUCAGGCCAACCAGAUGCAGGAUAAUGUGGAGUCUGACCCACUAUUGACUGUGCUGGAGUCGCAGGAAACUGUAACAGGGCUUCUCAAAAAUAUGUUUGAGGGGGAGAGGAGUGAGGCCUCCAUUGUUAAUGGAACUCAAGUGCUACUUACCUUAUUGGAGACCAGAAGGUCUGGGUUGGAAGGGUUAAUGGAUCUGUAUUCUCAGGGUUACGAAAGGUCUUACACUGUCAACAGCAGUAUUUUAAAUGCCAUUGAGCCCCAUUUAAAGGACUUCCAGCAGCUUCUUCUGGACCCCCCUAAGAAAAGUGCAAUAUUGAUGACCGUUGGGAUUCUGGAGCAGCCGCUGGGCAACGCCCGCCUUCAUGUGGCCCGGCUGGUGGCUGCCCUGCUGCAGACCAGCGCACCCAGCAUCUGCCAGGAGCUCUGCAGUCUUGCCACCAUGGACCUACUACUGGAUCUGUUCUUCAAAUAUUCCUGGAAUAACUUUUUGCACCUUCAAGUGGAGCUGUGUGUGGCAGCCAUUCUGAACCACCCGUCUUCAGAGGAGCAGCCCAGCCUCGGCCUCCAGAACCACGACAGGGAUCCGUCAGCAUCCAACGCUGAAGGGGAGGGACAGGAGACGGGGACGAGCAGCGACUCAAAAACAUCUGUGCACAACGCCCUUGUGGCGCAUCUUUUCCAGAAGUGUCAGCUCGUUCAGAGGAUCCUGAAUGCUUGGGAGGAGAACGAUAAAAUACAGGCUGAGGGCGGCACCAGGAGAGGCAACAUGGGUCAUCUGACCAGGAUCGCUAACAUGGUCGUCCAGAACCUGGAGAAGGGACCAGUGCAGGCCCAGCUCUCUGACCUCAUCAAAGAGCUGCCGGAAGACUGCAGAGGUCGCUGGGAGAGCUUUGUUGACGAAACCCUGAGAGAAACCAACAGGAGGAACACGGUGGAGCUGGUAAACACCCACAACAUCCACUCCUCCAGCGAGGACGACGACUUCCCCAACGACAUGUCUCUGCAACAGACGUUCUCAGACUAUCAGAUCCAGCAGAUGACGGCCAACUUCGUGGAGCAGUUUGGCUUCCACGACGAAGAGUUCAGCGAGCACGACGAAAACAUCAAUGCCGCCUUCGACAGAAUUACAGAAAUAAAUUUCACUCUGGAUGCUGAUGAUAAUAGUGCCAACGCAGCUGCUUUUGAAGCCUGCUGCAAAGAAAGGAUACGUCAGUUUGACGAUGCUGAAGAGGACGAAGAGGACAUCUGGGAGGAGAACGAGAUGAACUAUGCAACACAAGCGAAAUCCCGCACAAGGUUUGGGGUGUCUCAGACUUCAGAAGGAGGCUCCAGGAGCAGCAUAGAGAACGGCCGUCAGGAGCAGGACCAGGGCUCUCAGUCAGACGAGGACGAGGAUUGUGAGCAGAGCUCAUCAGAUGCAGAUCACAGCUGGACGGCAAACUUCAGGGAUUCUGGAGGGACCUCGCCGUCCCAAGUGCCAACAGGGUGGGAGAGCUCAUCCAAGGGCGACGCAGAAACGCAGACGGGCUGGGCCAAGUUUGCCGAGUUCCACUCUUUCAGCGGGACUGAGAACGAGCCCAGAUGCAGCUCUCCUGUAGACAACAGUGAUCCUGAGAAACAAGCCAAACAGAACCACGAGCAGGAAGACGUCAGUGCCUCUUCAGACCCUUCUCCACCAGGAGAACAAAGAAGCGCUCCAGUUGUGGCCUCAGACAGCCGUUCCCCCGGGGGAUCCGACGGGGAAGGAGGGGAUAAAGGCGCUACCGUUCCUGCUGCUGCUGUCCCCUCAGAAGUGACCCCGAGCAGUACGACGGCUGACCUCAAAAGUGAGGAGUGUCCAGUGUCCCUGGAGAAGCUCUCCCUGUCAGAGUCGCCUCCUCCUCCUCCUCCUUCACAGCAGCCCGCCGAGGACUCGCCUGGACCCACGCAGCCCGACGGGAAAGAGGACGCGCCACAGAGCCAGGAAGUGUCUGUCAACGGGCCGGUCUGAGGGCGGGCUCACCCAGAACCCCCCCGCGGGCGUCGCCCCCCCCUCCUCCUCCUCCAGAGCGACUCUCCCCAGCAGCUCCAGCGUCUUUACUGCAUCGCUCUGCCACGUUAUUGGACCUGGACACUGCCACUAAACACCGAUAACGGUGGGGGGGGGGGGCGGAACAUUAAAGCAAAGAGAAACAAGGAAAACCCAACAGACAGAGCCAGGUUCAGAGAACUCACCCCCCCCCCCCCCCACACCACCACCACCACCCAGAUGUUGCACAUAAUUCAGAGCAGUUUUAAUGUAGCAGCGACCUUUGAAACUACAUGAUCUGCAGGGUAACAUCUUUACGUUUUUAAAGUCUGAAGGUCUUCUGUCCACUGAUUGGGAUUUUUUAAGGUCAUGUGUGAAACGGAUAGCACAGGCGAACUUUUAACAAAGCCUCAAUCAGAAAUACUUGUUUUUAUUUUGAAUACAAUUUUUUUCUUCUUCUUCUUCUUCGAGCUUCUAAAGCACUUAUGUCGGCAUUUGCUGUAUGGAAUAGCACAACGUUCAUCUCCGCCUGCUGUCCCGCGUGUCCUCUGAUCCACGUCAGCGUUUCUGUUCACCGCUUGGAUUUGUUUUUGGUUUUUUUUUCCUCCUUCCUCCUGGCUGCUGGUAGUGAAAGCGACCCGUCACCAGCUCUCAAUGUUCUGCCGUGUUUCAUGGGGGGGUGGGGGUGUCGAGGAGGGAUUUGAACAGUGCUCUAAUAGUAUUACUGUUUAUUUUUUUGCUCAUGUGCAAUAAUGUUGGUUUGCCAUUUUAUUUAAAAAAAAGCAAAAAAAAUGAGAGGAAUUGACAUUUUUUUUAAAGAAUCAGAGACAUGUGAUGUGGCUUUGGGCAAACAAAUUUGGAUCUAAUCUCAAGCUUAUGUUUCCGAUUUUUACUUUCUACUUUUUCCCCCCCUUUUUUGUGUCUUUUUCAGUGCAUGUAUAUCAGGUUCUCUGUUGACCUAGCUAGUGAGCUAAGACCUUCUGAUUGUAAUGAAUAUAAAGAUCUGAUUGCUAUCCCCCACAAAUCAACCAAACAUUAUCUACCUAUAUACAAAUAUUAUCUACAUUUAAAAGUAAUUUUACAAGCAUUUUUAAGAUUGCCAUUGUCUGUUCCUUCUCUCUCCGCCGAGGACUUCUCCGCAGGGCAGCGGGGGACGCCGCCGUCUCUUCUCUCAUCUGUUUGGGUUGGAUUUUUUUUCUGUGUUCAGCAGCAGGAUUGGAAGGAGCUCCAGGCCUGUCUUGUGUUCUCACUUUAAAUCCUUCAGCAGCGGUCGGCUUCUACGAUUGCUGCGGGGAGGAAAAAAAAAAAAACCUACGACGACCCUAAAACGUUGAAAUUAAAAGCAUAUGGUUUACCACGUUAUUAGCAAAAGAUCUCCUUUGCUGGUUUCAUUGUCUUUCCACCAGGUUUCUGAGGCGGCGCUGCACAGAGGUCCGCUGCUGGGGAUUAGAUCAUCGUCACCCUUUCAGAAAGUUUGACCUCGUUUGUAGGUUUACUAAAAGACAGAGAUCUGGAAAGCGUUUGUUUCUGCCCCGGUCGCCUUCAGCCUCAAUGCACUGCUGGAUAGAUUCUAGUUCAGUGGCCCUCUUCAGCUGGUAUUGCUACUUUUAGCAGAGCGGGCAGGGAAACGUGAAGUGCUCUAAAAACGCACCUGUAGAUGCCGACUUUGGACUUAAAUCCCAGAGGAUAACAGGCAGAAAACUUUACAGUGGGCCUAAAGCAUCGUUGGUUCUGGGUUUCCACUGUUCCUCCAGACCUUUGGUUGGAAAGGAAAUGGUUACUUUCAUCUGAAAAGAGAACUUUGAGCUACGGUCCAGGUUUGGUUCCUCUGAUGUCCGGUUCAGGAGGGGUUUCAGUGCUGGGCCGUCGGGGCUCUCCAGCUGCAGCUGCAGCCUUCCUGUCAGCGUCUGGUUCUGGACUCACGCUGAGGACUGUUGUGUCCUGGAGCAUCAGAAUUGGCUUUAUUUAUAAUCCAGGUUUAUGCAAACAAUUUAUCUUCAAUCCCACUUAGCUCUCAGUGACCGGUAAACAACCGUCAAGCCAGCAUCCUUCCUGUCGCCACAAUAUUUCUGCAUUAAAUAAAACACCUCGAUCUCAUUUGAUAUUCUACUUUUCUGAGAAUCUCAUAUUUGGGUCUAAAUGUCUUAAUCAGAUUUUACUGAAAUAAAACUUAAAAACAACAAA